Messenger RNA from Indicator indicator, 1923 nucleotides. It is a transcript of the gene GFOD2, whose product is annotated as glucose-fructose oxidoreductase domain containing 2. The transcript is spliced from 2 exons. The coding region runs from base 12 to 1199 and encodes 395 amino acids. Lineage: Eukaryota; Metazoa; Chordata; Aves; Piciformes; Indicatoridae. Gene Ontology annotation, molecular function: nucleotide binding. Gene Ontology annotation, cellular component: extracellular matrix. The record is from RefSeq and is a predicted model, not a curated record. Gene Ontology annotation, biological process: extracellular matrix organization.
GCGGAAGGAAAAUGCUCCCUGGGGUGGGGGUGUUUGGAACUGGCAGCACCGCCCGGGUCCUGGUGCCCCUGCUGAGAGCAGAAGGCUUCUCCGUUGAGGCACUCUGGGGGAAGACCGAGGAGGAAGCCAAGCAGCUGGCAGAGGAAAUGGACAUCUCCUUCUACACCAGCCACACCGAUGACGUCCUGCUGCACCAGGAGGUGGAUUUGGUUUGCAUCAACAUCCCUCCGCCCCUGACGCGGCAGAUCGCCAUGAAGGCUCUAGGUACCUUGCUUACCUUUGGCUCUGCCUGUUCCGCAGGGAUCGGCAAGAACGUGAUCUGCGAGAAGGCUGCCAGCUCUGCGGACGCCUUCCGGAUGGUGACCGCUGCCCGCUACUACCCGCAGCUGAUGAGCAUUGUGGGCAAUGCCCUGCGCUUCCUGCCAGCCUUCGUGCGCAUGAGGCAGCUGAUCGCCGGCGGCUACGUGGGCGCCGUGCUGGUGUGCGACGCCCGUGUCUGUGGCGCCAGCCUGCUCAGCGCCACCUACAGCUGGCUCUGCGACGAGCUGAUGGGGGGAGGGGGCCUGCACACGGUGGGCACCUACAUCAUCGACCUCCUCACCCACCUGGUGGGCAGCAGAGCCCAGAAGGUCCACGGCUUGCUCAAGACCUUCGUCAAGCAGAACGAGGCCAUCGGCGGCAUCCGCCACGUCACCAGCGACGACUUCUGCUUCUUCCAGAUGCUGAUGGGUGAGGGGGUGUGCUGCACCGUCACCCUCAACUUCAACAUGCCAGGCUCCUUCGUCCACGAGGUGAUGGUGGUGGGCUCGGCCGGGCGCCUGGUGGCCCGCGGCACCGACCUGUACGGCCAGAAGAACACCGCCCCGCAGGAGGAGCUGCUCUUUGCCGACCCUCUGACUGUCCACCAGGGCCUGCUGGAGGAGGGCUUCAAGGACAUCCCCCUGCUGUACCUGAAGGGCAUGGUGUACAUGGUGCAGGCCCUGCGGCAGUCCUUCCAGGAGCAGGGGGAUCGCCGCUCCUGGGACCAGAAGCCGGUCGCCAUGGCGGCCUCCUUCGAAGACGGCCUCUACAUGCAGAGUGUUGUGGAGGCUGUCAAGAAGUCCAGCAGGUCGGGGGAGUGGGAGGCUGUGCAGGUGAUGACUGAGGAGCCAGAUGCCAACCAAAACCUCUGUGAGGCGCUUCAGAGAAAUAACUUCUGAGCAUUCCUGCUGUGGCAGCAGCCAGGACACCUCUGGCUUUCUUCCCUCUGAAAGCUGUAGAGAUUCCUAAUUUAAUAACCCCAGCUGCCUGGGUUUGGCUUUUAAGGUGUAAAACGUCUCCUGUCCUGCAAGGAACUGCUCUGGAUGAGUGCUGGAAAGGAGCUGCAACUGUUGCUGUGGUUGCAAAUGCUGAGUUUUUGUCUUGGAGACUGCUAGGAAAACUUGAAUUGCCCUUUGCACUUGCAGUAGCUGAAGUGAAGUGUGGGAUCUCUGCCUGGAAGUGGGACACCAGCCCUGCUGCACAGGUCCCUGCUUUUUACAGAUACACAGGAGAGCAGGUACAGCAAGAGCAGGGAAUGUUUUAUUCAGGUGCUUUCUCCUUCUCUCUUAGAGACUUGACUGAGUUUUGCUCCUCAGCUUGUGAAGUUUUGUGGAGGAGCUCAGUGAGGGGCCAGGGCUAUGGAGGAGCUCAGUGAGGAGCCAGGGCUGUAGAGCAAGCUCAGUGAGGAGCCAGGGCUGUGGAGGAGCUCAGUGAGGAGCCAGGGCUGUAGAGCAGCUCAGUGAGGAGCCAGGGCUGUGGAGGAGCUCAGUGAGGAGCCAGGGCUGUGGAGGAAGCUCAGUGAGGGGCCAGGGCUGUAGAGGAAGCUCAGUGAGGGGCCAGGGCUGUAGAGGAAGCUCAGUGAGGGGCCAGGGCUGUGGAGGAGCUCAGUGAGGGGCCAGGGCU